CUCCCUUUUCAGCGUGCAGUGAGUUGGGGGAGAAAACUGUUUGCAUACCGAUCCUGAUCCAACACUCCGUGCACGCAUUGAGUCUAUUAGUGAUUGAGAAAGCUGUGGAUUUUAUCAGUUGAAAGCUUUUUUGGGGUGCGUAUAGACAACCACCGGUUGGUAAUAUUCUGCGAAACUGUGUCGUUUGUUGUGCCGAAAGAGUUGGUGACAUCUCCGUGGGAAAACAGCGAUUUACCAACAGGCUCUGCUGAGAGCUCAUGAAAACAGGAGAGGAACAAAAGCCAAGAGAAUUCAUCAGCUUCCAUUGAACAAGUGGAACCAACAGGCAGAUACUCAUGGGGCAGGGAGAAGCUUCAGCGAGGGGGACCGCCAUGGAGGGCGACUGCCUCAGCUGUGUCAAGUACCUCAUGUUCGUCUUCAAUUUCCUAAUAUUUCUGGGGGGCUCCUUCCUCCUGGGGGUGGGGGUGUGGGUGCUGGUGGACCCCACGGGCUUCCGGGAGAUCGUGGCGGCGAACCCCCUGCUGUUCACCGGGGUCUACAUCGUCCUGGCCAUGGGGGGCAUGCUGUUCCUGCUGGGCUUCCUCGGCUGCUGCGGGGCCAUCCGCGAGAACAAGUGUCUGCUGCUCUUCUUCUUCAUGCUCAUCCUCCUCAUCUUCCUCGCCGAGCUGGCCGCUGCCAUCCUCGCCUUCAUAUUCCGGGAGCAUCUGACCAGGGAAUACUUCACCAAGGAGCUGAAGAGGCACUACCAGGGCUACAACAACACGGACGUGUUCACCUCCACGUGGAACGGCAUCAUGAACACGUUUGACUGCUGUGGCGUCAACAGCCCGGAGGAUUUUAAGGAAAGUCUGUUCAAGUCGCUGAACCACGAUGACAUGGUGCCGGCGGCUUGCUGCCAGAGGCCCAGCCAGCCCCCUGAUAUGGCCGACCCCAGCCAGGAACAGUGCUUAAGAGGCAACAUGAUGUUCCGCAAUAACAAGGGCUGUUACUCCGCUGUGGUCGACUACUUUGAGCUGUACAUCUAUGUGGCGGGAGCGUCCGCCAUUGUGGUGCUUACCAUCGAGCUCUUCGCCAUGGUAUUCGCCAUGUGUCUGUUCAGAGGAAUCCAGUAGAACUACCGACAAAAUCCGGGAACUUUUUAUUUCAAAAAGGGAAAUCAGGAGAAAAGAAACAGAAAAAAACACUUGUAAAUUUGUUGUUCUUUUUUUUAUAUUGUCUUAAUUGGUUAGGAUCACGACAACCUUUUUAAAACUCGUGUACUUCACAGCUGGACUUUUGAGGUACAUGGGUGACAAAAAAUUAAGAGCAAAUGGGAGAUCAGAAAACUGAUGUAAAAAAACAAAACGAAAAAACAACACAAAAAAUAAGAAAUGUUUGAGCAAAGGGGAACAACCAUAAUUCUUGUGGACCAGGUCUCACGCCGACCGGCCGUAGCGCCGCAACAGACGGAGAGGGGGGGGGAGGGAGGGGGGGUAAGAUGAGGACCAGGUGAGGCCUAAGCAGAAGGCACUGCACUGACUUUUGGAUGAAGAAUAUUUAUACUGAGUAAAGUUGGCUUAACUGUAAGGAAAAUGUGUGUUUUGUGUACACUUUGGUUGUUUCCCCCCUCUCCCCCCUCCCUCCCUCCCCCAUCUUCACAUGCCAUUGUUACAGCCACACCGUUUUAAUUGCUGUAUUAUAAGCUGUGUGUGUGUGUGUGUGUGUGUGUGUGUGUGUGUGUGUGUGUGUGUGUGUGUGUGUGUGUGUGUGUGUGUGUGUGUGUGUGUGUGUGUGUGUGUGUGUGUGUGUGUGUGUUUGCAGGUGUUUGAGAGAGCAAGAGAGAGAGAGAACUAGUUUUUUAUGUGCAUGUGAGUUUGUGGCCCUUCAUGACCAUCUCCAUGCUUGAAAAAACAACUUUUUGGAUUAUUUUUCAAUUUGUAAAGUGAUGUUUAUUGCGAUCGUGGUUAUAUGUGGUUUUAGCUGGUGAAAAUGUAUGUACGUAUAUGCAUUUGUAUUAGGUUCUUGAAAAGAUUAAUGAUAUAAAAUGCUGUUGUAAAUCUCUGUCCCUGUGUUUUCUUAAAUUUUCAAGUCAAGUUACAACAAUAGCACAUGUUAUGGCUUACACUGGGGAAAAUGCUGUCAUGUUUCCUAUUUUGUGACUAGAGGGAGUAAAUGUGUUUUAAUCUAAUGUCCCUAUUAGACAAAGAAACAGUAAAACAACAUACACAUAUUGGCACCGGUUUUGCGUUACACAUAGGCUAUACCAAAAAAUGUACGCUCCAUAACACAAGAAAAUAAAAGUUUUUCUGCAUUUUUCCACUUUAACAACACAAUUUCAAACACAUUCAUGUCUUAAAAAAUGAAUCAUAAUUUAUUUGAUUAGCGGUUACUUCAUUAAUAUGAAUUCAUGGGUCAGCUUAAAAUGUUUUUCACGUUUAAAUAACUGCUCAAGCAAGCGCAGCGUCAAUCGCCAAGUUGGCCAGUCGAAGCAGCGCCACUCUGUGGUCGAGUAAGUCAUGGCAGCUUUAUUUUUCUGGACGUCAUUGCUGCUACACGGUGUUUCAUGUCCACAUUUGACUGCCAUACCUAAUUAAAACGGACCAACAAUUAAUUAAAUGAGCCACACCUGUGAAAGGGGCCUGUUCUGUUUGGUGAUUGGCUGCAGGUUUCAGACACGUGCCUUGGUAGACAUGUUUUUAUAUAGUCCUAUCCCAAAAAUAUGACAGACAAGUUCUUUUUUUGUGUUAGAUUGUGGCUAACACAGCUCUAGUAUGUCAAAAUACAAAAGUUAAGUGUGACCAGACCGGUUUGUGAGGGAUCAUCCCGGACGGGUGUCAGAUUCAGACAUUUGUUAAACACUCGCAUGUUUCCACCUAAAUUAAAAUAAUAAUAAUAAUAAUAAUAUUGUACUUAGACUACAUUGACCCACUAAUGUUCACUCAUUUUUACCUAAUCUAAUCAAAAAAACACAAACGCACCAGGCGUCUGAAUCACUGAUUGGUUCUGGUGUGGGUGUCAAUCAAUCAACGUGUGGUUGUCAAGGCUGUCGCUGGCCCCUGAAACGUUGGGUUGUGGAUCUGUCAGUAUGCUGUCGGUUUGCUGUCAUGCCGAAGAGAGAGUCAGUCUUCUUUAAAGACCUCCAGAAAGACUUUCUCUUUUCUUCGCGG
Molecule: messenger RNA, 3146 nt
Organism: Gadus chalcogrammus (walleye pollock)
Lineage: Eukaryota; Metazoa; Chordata; Actinopteri; Gadiformes; Gadidae
Gene: tspan18b
Product: tetraspanin 18b
Exons: 9
Coding region: 336-1112 (258 amino acids)
Cellular component (GO): membrane
Source: RefSeq, a predicted model, not a curated record